Coregonus clupeaformis (lake whitefish) is the source of this 1728-nucleotide messenger RNA. Its product is annotated as aquaporin-4-like. Gene Ontology annotation, biological process: transmembrane transport. The transcript has 5 exons. NCBI's taxonomy places the organism in Eukaryota, Metazoa, Chordata, Actinopteri, Salmoniformes, Salmonidae. Gene Ontology annotation, molecular function: water channel activity. The coding region runs from base 79 to 1077 and encodes 332 amino acids. Gene Ontology annotation, cellular component: plasma membrane; basolateral plasma membrane. The record is from RefSeq and is a predicted model, not a curated record.
GACUAUUUGUUUGAUUUCUUUAUUGUGCAGUACAGAGAACAGGGAGAUAUUGCUCUCAUUCAAUCGGAUUGUUGCGGAAUGAGUGAAGAGAAAGCACAAGCAAUAGAGGAGAGUGGGAGAUCUUGUAUUUAUUUAUGGAGCUGCCUGUCGGCGUGUAACCAACAUCCCAUCAUGGUGGCGUUCAAAGGAAUCUGGACCAAGGACUUCUGGAGGGCUGUGUCAGCCGAGUACCUAGCCACCAUGAUCUUCAUCCUCCUCAGCCUGGGCUCCACCAUCAAUUGGGCGGCUGAGUCAGACAACCCUCCCCCUGCAGACCUGGUCCUCAUCUCACUUUGCUUCGGCCUGGCCAUCGCCACCAUGGUGCAGUGCUUCGGUCACAUCAGCGGCGGCCACAUCAACCCGGCAGUCACCGCAGCCAUGGUGGUGACCCGGAAGUUGAGCCUGGCCAAGGGUGUGUUCUACCUGGCUGCCCAGUGCCUUGGGGCGAUCACUGGGGCAGGGCUCCUCUACCUGGUGACACCAGCGUCUGUCAGAGGGGGCCUGGGAGUGACUAUGGUGAACCCCAAGCUCAACGUGGGCUGCGGCCUGUUGGUGGAGCUCCUGAUCACCUUUGAGCUGGUCUUCACAGUGUUCGCCACCUGCGACCCCAAACGCUCUGACCUUAACGGCUCGGCUGGCCUCGCCAUCGGAUUCGCUGUAGCCAUCGGUCAUCUGUUCGCAAUCCCAUACACAGGAGCCAGUAUGAACCCCGCUCGCUCCUUUGGGCCUGCAGUCGUCACCAUGAACUUUGAGAACCACUGGGUGUACUGGGUUGGUCCAAUCCUUGGUGGCAUCAUGGCGGCUGCCCUCUAUGAAUACCUGUUCUGCCCUGACCCUGAGCUGAAGAAGAUGCACCGGGAAGUCUUCCAGAAGGAUCCGGCUUCGGGGAAGUACAGGGAGGUGAUGGGCAGUAUGUACCAGGGGGAACCAGACGACCUGAUCAUCAAGCCAGGCUCUAUCCACCACAUCGACCUGGAGAAGGGGGAGAAGAAGGACCCUUUCCUGGACUCGACGGGCGAGGUGCUGUCCUCUGUAUGACUACCACGGGCACUGGAGAGGGAGACCUACCUGUAGAGGAGGGGGAGAUCCAGAGAGAGACACUUUGAGUCUGGGUCCUCCACCCCUGUACCCAUACCAUAAGCCCCAUACUCCCAAGCCCCAUGUCCCUAUACCUAAACCCACACAGACUUACUUCUCAGGCAGAAUACAAUUGCUGCAUUUCCUCUCAAUGCAGGUGUAUUAUUGUAUAUGGAGGUGAGCCUCCCUCAACAUUUGUGAAGUAAGUGGAUAAUAUAACUUUGCACACUGCUCACCCUAACCAAUUACCUUUCAUGUGAAAUCUUUUGAUCUCUGCAAUCUUGUCCAAUCAUCAUCUGUCCCAGCUCUGUUUGCUUGUGGCACGCUGCUACACUGCAGAGUGAUAACAAUAGACUACAUUUCUGUCAGGGAAAAAUGUCCAGGUCAACCAAUUACAUGGGGUCAUCACACUGAAUUUGUAAACCAGAGAGGAAACAUCAAGCUUAUUAUUUUGGGAUUAGUGUCACAUAUUGAAUAUGUAUAUGGCAUAAGAGAUCUUAUCUACAUAUGGUCGUUAAGCACAUUAUAGAACUCAUGUUAUGAAGGAAAAGACUCAUGGGCGGCGCACAAUUGGCCAAGCGUCGUCCAGGGUAGGGGAGGGAAUGGCCGGCA